AAAGCCGACCUAAACCUUUGUUCCGGGUAACAGCGUGCAUGUUGCACACCGCGGGACGUUCUGCUGUAAAAUAAUUAGACUUACUACACUCCGUGCAACGUCUUGGUCUCGAUAUGGUGAAAUUAUCUGCGGAGCUGAUUGAGCAGGCUGCUCAAUAUACCAACCCUGUGAGAGACAGAGAGUUGGAUUUACGAGGUUAUAAAAUCCCAGUGCUUGAAAAUCUUGGAGCAACUCUGGACCAGUUUGACACUAUUGACUUCUCUGAUAAUGAAGUCCGAAAACUGGACGGCUUUCCUCUGCUCAGAAGACUGAAAACAUUGUUAAUGAACAACAACAGGAUUUGUCGCAUAGGUGAGAAUUUGGAGCAGUCUCUGCCCGAUUUGAAAGAGCUGAUCCUCACAAGCAACAACAUUCAGGAGCUGGGUGACUUGGACCCACUGGCCACAGUGAAGACACUGAACCUCCUCAGCUUGUUAAGGAAUCCAGUGACAAACAAGAAGCAUUACAGGCUCUAUGUCAUCAACAAAAUCCCACAGAUACGUGUGCUUGACUUCCAGAAGGUAAAGCUCAAGGAACGGCAGGAGGCGGAGAAAAUGUUCAAAGGAAAACGAGGUGCUCAACUUGCAAAGGAUAUUGCCAAGCGAACGAAAACGUUCACUCCUGGAGUGGCAGCACAGCUGGAGAAGAAGAGGGCGGGGCCGUCUCAAGCUGAUGUGGAGGCCAUUAAGAAUGCCAUCGCUAAUGCCUCAUCGCUGGCGGAGGUGGAGAGGUUGAAGGGGAUGCUGCAGGCCGGUCAGAUUCCAGGCCGAGAGCUCAGACAAGGUCCAGCUGGGAUGGUGGAGGAGGAGGAAGAGGAGGAGGAAGAAGAAGAGGAGGGUGCACAGAUGCCACAUAUGGAUGAUGGUACUGGAGAGGAGAUGAAUGAGAGAGCUCAAGAGGAGGAGGAGGAGGAGGAGGAUGAAGAUAUGGAUGUAGAGCCACAUGUUAAUGGCUCCUAAGUACCCUGAAAGCAUGUUUGUUUGUUUUUCUCUUGUUGUAAUUUUCUUGUUUUGGACAUUCAUUUAUCAGGGUGGUUUUGUUUUGUAAAGUGAUGCAAUAAAAAUUGAUUUCUUA
Messenger RNA from Scatophagus argus, 1113 nucleotides. RefSeq names its product small nuclear ribonucleoprotein polypeptide A' (gene snrpa1). The coding region runs from base 114 to 998 and encodes 294 amino acids. The transcript is spliced from 9 exons. Gene Ontology annotation, cellular component: U2 snRNP. Lineage: Eukaryota; Metazoa; Chordata; Actinopteri; Scatophagidae. Gene Ontology annotation, molecular function: protein binding; U2 snRNA binding. The record is from RefSeq and is a predicted model, not a curated record. Gene Ontology annotation, biological process: mRNA splicing, via spliceosome.